Molecule: messenger RNA, 1708 nt
Organism: Owenia fusiformis
Lineage: Eukaryota; Metazoa; Annelida; Polychaeta; Sabellida; Oweniidae
Source: the annotation of a GenBank genome assembly
CGAUGAUAUAAGAACUCGAAUAUUCGAUUCUAUUUUCACAAAGACAAACAUGUAUUCACCGAAAAUAAAAUGGUCAUUUGGUAGGCUUAUAUCUUUCCGGGAUAUGACUUUUCUCGCCAGUUAACCCACGUCAAAAUCGAAAUGGUCCAUACCACGUGACCAUGAGUUGUUAUUGACACAAGUCGGGGUUUAAAAGAACAGAAGUAAUUCAGUGACUUUAACACACAGUGGAGUAUAUUGUAAUUUGUGGAUGACGAGCUGGUAAUAUCCUGUACUUAAGAUGAUGAAUAUUUAUCUAAUCCGCAUAACUGAGUCAAUUUAAAAACACUUCGGAUGUUUUCCUCGCUGUGAGCAGAUCAAUAGUUAUGUAAUCAGUUAAUGGUUGCUGUCGUCACAGAUGUUUGAACGUGAAGAAUGGCAAAACAAUGGGAGAUAAGAUUAUAUUUGUUUAAGAAUCUGAAUCAAACAGGACAUACAAAUUAAGGUUUAUUCAAUACAAAAGCUUGCUUUAGAUACAGAUCGGAAUGUCGAAUGAAACAGAAACACAGGGUUCAAGACCAACUGGGUUUGGUGCCCCUAUAGUGGGAACCUUUUUUCUUCUGGCCCUCUUUAUUGUCAUCACAAACGGACUUGUCAUCAUUUCCUACGUGAUCAGCAGGCGUGUGCGUCAGGUUACAAGUACGUUUUUGUUCAACCUAGUGGUCGUGGACUUUCACAAUGGAUUAAUAAGCGUACCCCUGGCUGCCUUUAAAGAAGAAACCACAGGGACAAAUUACGUUGUAGGAAAACAGUUUUGUGUGGUCGCCUCCAUAUGGCUGCCACUAAUGACAAAAGUCGCUACGUAUAGCGUCGUUGCUCUAUCUCUCGAUCGUCUUAUUUCCAUCUUAAAACCAUUUCGAUACAGAGAAAUCGUUACAAAUCGACGCACGUACGUCGCAUUGUCAUUUAUCUGGAUGUUUUCGUUGAUCGACUCUUGUUUUCCAGCCUUUGGGUUGCCGACCUUCCAUGGUGAACACCACGAGGUCAUUGCCCAAUGCACAGGCAGCUAUAAUUACGGAAGGAUCUACUUAUGGUGGUAUAUCAUCACAUCUGUGGCCAUUCCACUCGUUUGCAUUAUUGUUAUUUACAGUGUCAUAUACCAUAUCGCCAAGGGACACAACCAACAAAUCAUAGCGCUUGAAGUAGAAGUGAAGACUAAGAGUGCAAGUGAAGACGCAUCUUCAAAAGAACGUAAAAAAAUCGGCAGAUUUUCCAAAGCAGCGAAGACAGCUUUUGUCAUAUCAAGUUUGUUUUGCAUUUGUUGGAUCCAGUUUAUCAUUGUGUUUCAACUAAUGGCAAUGUGUAUUAUAGAUAGAUGUAGUGUGAAUAUUUACAUUACAAUUAUUCCGAUGUCAUCUUGCCUUGCGUUGCUGAUAUCGGGCAUCAACCCGAUUGUGUUUGCGAUUAGGACCCCGGUAGUGAAAGAGCAGGUGAAAAGGCUCUUGUGUGUGCACAAAUGCACGAGUUCGCCCAUACAGGUACAUCCAGAACGCAGCUCUCUCGAACAAUCAAAUAUAACUUGAAACAUAUAUGGAACAAAAAGGAAAUAAUUUUAUCUUGAUCUAACGGAAAUAUGCAUGCAGAUUAUAUACUGUUUCAAAAUGGCCUUUGGUCCAAAAUAUUUUAAUGCAUGCGGCGUUACAUACAAACUGACCGAAUUACGAACCCC